AUGACUGGCUCAACCGGCUCUACUACCUCUACAUCUGGAUCAGGCUCUACACCCACCCCAACCGCUUCCACCAGCACAAUCACACCAGCAACCUACGCGCCUACACCAAAACCGUCUAACCUCGGUGGAGGAACACAUACCACUACGACCGGCACGCUUUCCUCUUCUUCUCUGCAUGCUGCACCAGUAUCACCGCCGCCAUCCAAUAGUCGCAUUCCCGUGACACCGGCGGUGCUGAGAGCUAUAUUCGCGUCGUCGCGCUCGCCACGCGAGGAGAGGUCGUUGUCGCGCGUGGCGUUCUUUCGGUUUACGGGGUUCGUGAUCAGCUGUUUGGCGAUUAGCUUGGCUGCGAACCGUGGUCGAGGGAUUCGAAGUGGUGCCGCGCUUUUGGGCGUGGGUGUCGUAUAG
This is a messenger RNA of Stereum hirsutum FP-91666 SS1, 408 nucleotides long. RefSeq lists its product as uncharacterized. Gene Ontology annotation, biological process: outer mitochondrial membrane organization. NCBI's taxonomy places the organism in Eukaryota, Fungi, Basidiomycota, Agaricomycetes, Russulales, Stereaceae. The transcript is spliced from 2 exons. The coding region runs from base 1 to 408 and encodes 135 amino acids. The record is from RefSeq and is a predicted model, not a curated record.